CAACUUAUUUGCAACCGCCGUCACUGUUGACUUGAUUUCCCAAGGUUGCGCGUAGUUCUGUGUCCUGUGCUCACUAUCGGUCCCUUUUUUAUGCGUGUUGUGUUUUAUCAAUUCAUCUGUGCACAUCUUUCAUUCUGCCCUUCCAUUGUCACUUGUUGCAUCUUAACUGGGCCAUGGCUAUCCACAAUUCUCUACGUCUAUAUAUUAGCAUCGAUACUUUCACAAUUGAACCAGUAUUUAAUGAUCCUUCAGUUGUCACAGAAAACAUUGUGAUCCAACGCUCUAAUGGCCAAGUCCGUUUGAACGCCCCUGCUGGAAGAGUCCCUGCAGAUGAGGAAGUCAUGUCGAUCUAUGGUAUCCUUGGGAUUAUACGAUUGUUGGCUGGCGAGUACAUGAUCGUGGUUACAGAUAGACAAAGAGUCGGUCAAAUUGGUGAACACGACAUUUUUAAGCUCAAAGAAUACAAGAUCAUGCCAUUCUCGCGUAACAACCUAGCACUCUCUGAGGCUCAGACUGGUGAGGAGGCGUCAUAUAUUUCUCUAUUACAUUCACAUCUACAAUCAGCAAAGCUUCAUUUCGCAUACACCUAUGAUCUAACACACACGCUUCAGCGGCAGGCUGAGCUCCGGGGCAAUAUACAGCCUAUGUGGGAACGAGCGGAUGAGAGGUUCUUCUGGAACUAUCGUCUUCAAUCAAAAUUUAUAGAUCACACUCGCAGACACAAAGACCAAGAUUUGGGCAACUUCAUCCUGCCAAUCAUCAACGGCUUUGUGGAUAUUAAAGAAGUUGAAAUCAACAGAAAACCUUUUACUUUUGUAUUAAUUUCGAGGCGAUCGCGUCACCGCGCUGGUACUCGCUACUUUUCACGAGGCGUGGACAUUCAUGGAAAUGUCUCCAAUUUUAAUGAGUCGGAACAAAUUGUUGUAGUGGACACCGCUGCCCAGUCGACAAUACCAACCGCUGUUAGGAACCACAUAAUGCUCUCUCAUGUUCAGACUCGCGGAUCAAUUCCUAUCUUUUGGACUCAAAUUAAUAACAUCCAGUACACGCCAAAACUUCAGAUCUUUAAUGAUCCGCAGACUGGAAAUGCUUUUCGACGACAUUUUGAGGCACAAAAAAGGUACUAUGGGACUCAACUUGUUAUCAACCUCAUCAACAAAAAGGGAUACGAAGAGCCCAUGGGAACAACCUUUUCGAAGCAGAUAGAUAUUUUGAGUGACCCCGACAUCAAGUAUUACCAUUUUGAUUUUCACCAUGAGUGCAGCAAGAUGAGAUGGCACCGAGUAUCGCUUUUAUUGGACCAUUACCAUGAGGAUUUGGUAGCACAGGGAUACUUUAAAGCCGAGGCUAACAGGCACAUGAUACAGAGAGUAUAUCAUCGCCAGUCGUCCGUCGUCCGUACCAACUGUAUGGAUUGUCUGGACAGAACAAAUGUUGUUCAGUCGGUUAUAUCCCGAUGGGUGCUGAAUCGUCAGUUACAAGAUGUUGGUAUCCUCGCUGUAGGAGAGCAAUUUGAGACAUUUAAACAAUUCGAGUCCGUCUUUCGGGAUGUAUGGGCUGACAAUGCCGAUAUUAUCAGUUGUGCGUACUCAGGGACAGGAGCCCUCAAAACAGAUUUUACAAGGACUGGGAAGCGCACGAAGGUUGGUGCUCUCUAUGAUUUGCAGAACUCAAUUGUUCGCUACAUCAAAAAUAACUUUUUGGACGGAUCGCGCCAGGAUGCCUAUGAUCUUUUCUUGUCAUACGAUGUUCAUGAGAAUGGAUCGUAUCCACUCAUCGACGAUCGUCCACUCCAUUUCAAGCUCAUGCCUCUUGGUCUUAUUAUUGGCUUUGCCAUGCUGGUGUCCUGCGCCAUUAUUCCAGAAAGUUUUUUCAGCACACAUGUACUAGCUUUUGCUUCUUUUUGGGUUGCUGUGAUAGUGUAUAUCAUCCAUUUCAUUUUAGCAAACGGAGUCUAUUAUGUUAAUUGGCCGCGGUUAGUUCCACUAGGCUAUGACCUUGCGGCGAUGACUCGAAAUCAUACAUUCGAAUCGGAUACAACGCUGGGUACCGCCGAGGUUGAGCUCGGAUGGAAAAAUGAAUAGACGAGUAUCUAUUAGACAAGCUAUGCCUCAUCAACUUCAUUAAAGUAGUGCUGCUAAUCUUAAAU
This is a messenger RNA of Lobosporangium transversale, 2149 nucleotides long. Its product is annotated as SacI homology domain-domain-containing protein. The record is from RefSeq and is a predicted model, not a curated record. Gene Ontology annotation, biological process: phosphatidylinositol dephosphorylation. The transcript is spliced from 13 exons. NCBI's taxonomy places the organism in Eukaryota, Fungi, Mortierellomycota, Mortierellomycetes, Mortierellales, Mortierellaceae. Gene Ontology annotation, molecular function: phosphatidylinositol-4-phosphate phosphatase activity. The coding region runs from base 174 to 2084 and encodes 636 amino acids. Gene Ontology annotation, cellular component: endoplasmic reticulum.